Molecule: messenger RNA, 1752 nt
Organism: Sporothrix schenckii 1099-18
Lineage: Eukaryota; Fungi; Ascomycota; Sordariomycetes; Ophiostomatales; Ophiostomataceae
Product: C2H2 finger domain protein
Exons: 2
Coding region: 1-1752 (583 amino acids)
Biological process (GO): regulation of transcription by RNA polymerase II
Cellular component (GO): transcription regulator complex; PcG protein complex
Molecular function (GO): RNA polymerase II cis-regulatory region sequence-specific DNA binding; DNA-binding transcription factor activity, RNA polymerase II-specific
Source: RefSeq, a predicted model, not a curated record
AUGAAAUCGCCGGCACCUGGUGAAGUGAUGGGGAUCGACGACCUGUUGAACGAAAAGGGUGGUGUCGUCCAGCAAAACACCUUGUCUCUGCCAGGCGUCAAGCUUGAGCAGCAGCAGCAGCAGCAGCAACAGCAGCAGCAUCAGUUCCACCAGCAACAUCAGCAACAGCAACAUCAACAGCAACAGCAGCAACAACACCAGUUUCUCCCACCCGUCUCUCUCCCCGGCAUGCAGCCCUUGGCCCUGCAGCCAUAUCCGUCCCACCACGCCCUCGACCGCGCCGACUCGCCGCACGGCUCCGACCACUCGCGUUUCUCGUCUGCCGCCCCCGGCUCGCUCAACGGCCUCGACACGUCCGUCGGCAAACCAUUUGGCUCGCCCACCGCCAUGCACAACUCGCCGCUCCACAUCCCCGACCUGAGCACCACGCCCAACAGCAGCAACGGCCUCAUCCUGCCCAGUCUGCCUCCCCCACUCGCACCCAAUAUGGGCCCCGGCCUCGUCCUGCCGCCGCACGGCAUCCAGUACACAAAGAUCCCCAUGGCCAGCGGCCAGCCGCCCAAGGCGUAUCCGUGCUCGACCUGCGGCAAAGGCUUUGCCCGGCGCAGUGACCUGGCUCGUCAUGAACGGAUUCACACUGGCGUCCGCCCCCAUAUCUGCGAGUUCCCCGGCUGUGGCAAGCAGUUCAUCCAGCGUUCCGCCCUGACCGUGCACCGCCGUGUCCACACCGGCGAGAAGCCGCACCAGUGCGAGCACUGCGGCAAGGCCUUUAGCGAUUCCAGUUCCUUGGCCCGCCAUCGCCGUAUCCAUUCCGGCAAGCGCCCUUACAAAUGCCCCUACGCCGAUUGCCAAAAGACCUUUACGCGCCGCACCACCCUGACGCGCCACCAAAAUCACCACACUGGCACCAUUGAGGACGCUGCCCGUGCCACCGCUGCUGUCCUGGCCCGCGGCACCAACCCGAUGGUCCGUGUUGCCAGCCGCCCGCCACGCUCCGACGGUUUCAGCAAUGCUGGCUCCGACCAUGCAGGCUCGCCUCUGUCCACGCCGUCGCCGGGGCAGCGCACCAUGUCGCUUUCCCCCGCUUCCGAGCUGACAGCCAUCAACCAGCAGAUCCAGCAGCACGGCCAUUUCUCCCUCCCCAACAACAGCUCGCUGCCCGUCCACCUGCGCAACGACCUGCAGGGCAGCGGCAUGGCAAGCCCCGUCUCGACCACGUCGUCCUUGGGGCUCGGGAGCACCAGCGGCGGCGUUGGCACCACUGCGAACGGCGGUAACAGCAACGUCAACGGGACCUUUGCCAACAUUCGCCCGACCUCACACCCUACAGGGUACGGCCCGCCCUCGACGCUCGAGCCGAGCAUUGAGCCGUCCAGCGGUGGCGGUGGUCCCGGCAGCGUUGGUGGUGGCAGCCCGCACAUGGGCAGCCUAUCUGGCUGGCAGUCACCCUCGUCGCACCACCACGGUGGCCACAACAACGGCAGCAACUCGCCCGCUUCACAUCACCUGGCGGCGUCCCCCGCCCACAGCCACAGCAACUAUGUAUACCCGGAUCCGGACCCGACCUACGGUCACCUGUUCUACGCCACGAGCGCCCCUAAUACGGGGAACGGUACAGGCACAGUGACCUCGGCGCCCGGUCUUCACAACCAGCACCAGGUGCGCCGCCCAGGCGGCAGCGAGUCACCUUCGGGCGCCUUUGACGUCAGCAAGCAGCCGCGCCAGAGCGAGCUGUGGGCAAUUGCCCAGUAG